AUGAGCCUGGGAAAGAUCAAUGACACAGAUGAUGAGGCCGGCUCUGUUGUGGGCUGGGGUCGGGUGAAGCAGUUUGUUCAGAAGCUUGGGAAAACCCCUCACAGUCAGAAUUUGAGCCUGUGCCACUGUGAUCUGACAGCUACAGAUGUGGUGGAACUAGCCACCUUACUGCCAUUUCUGGCUCAGCUGGAGGUGAUGGACCUGUCCUGGAAUGAUCUGGUUGGAGGCUCCCUGAAGGCACUUACUGUCCAUCUGCAGCAUGUAGGGAAACUGAGAGUGCUGAAGCUGUGUAGCUGCAGAUUAACAAAUCAAGACCUUACUGCUCUUGGUGAGGCUCUUGACUGCAUUCCUCUAAUAGAGGUGCUAGAUUUGUCCUGGAAUGUUGGCGUCGGUGCAGGAAAUUUCAGACACUUCACAGAACACCUCCAACCUGAAAGCACACUGAAAGAACUCCGCCUGGUGGACUGUCAGCUCUCUGAGACAGACAUUACAGCUCUGAGUGAGGCUCUUCCCAUGUUGUCUAGUUUGGAGGAGUUAGAUCUGUCCAAUAAUAAUCUGUCAAUCAAGGGAAUGGAGAACUUCACCUCCUCUCUAGGCUCAACUCCACAACUGAAGACCCUAAAACUGAGCAUGUGUGGACUCAGUAAAGACAGCAUCAGUGUUCUGGGACAGGCACUCAGGUCCGUUCCUGCGCUAGAGCACAUCAAUCUGUCAUGUAAUAAGGAAGCAGGUGGCGGUCUCACCAUGCUGUCCACUAACCUAGCUCUCCUCAGACACCUGAGAAGUUUGGACAUGCAUCUGUGCUGUCUAACAAAGGAGGAUGUGUUGGCUUUAGUCCAGGUAGCUUCAUAUCUCAAAGAGCUCAGAGAGCUGGAUUUGUCAUCCAAUAAAAGUGUUGGAGAGACACUCCAGAAUCUUCUGCAAACCCUCCCUCUUUCUCAGAUAACCAAACUUCCAUUAAACAACUGUGCUUUGAGCACACAUGCAUGCCAUGCUCUUGAAUCUGCUUGCCAGAGUGGAGUUCUGUCCCAUCUGAAACAGCUGGAUUUGUCUUAUAAUGGCAGCGUUGGGGAUGGUGGUUGGAUGUCUCUUUUUGGGAAGGCUGCUGCUCUAAAGGGACUGGAGGAGCUGGAUGUCAGUCUGCGACCUUCUGCAUCUCUCUCUGUGUCUCCCUGGCUGCCCGCCUUGUUGGAGGCCCUACCGCAGCUCUCGUCCCUCACCCGUCUGUCUCUGCAGCACUGGGCUCUGAGUUCAGCUGAGAUAGAGAAGAUGGAAAAAAUUCUUCGCAAGAAGAAUGUCAUCCUGGAAUGUGACAGGCUGGCCACAUCCACACCAAAGGCAGCAGGUUAA
Sinocyclocheilus anshuiensis is the source of this 1350-nucleotide messenger RNA. It is a transcript of the gene lrrc31, whose product is annotated as leucine rich repeat containing 31. The coding region runs from base 1 to 1350 and encodes 449 amino acids. Gene Ontology annotation, molecular function: protein binding. The transcript is spliced from 8 exons. The record is from RefSeq and is a predicted model, not a curated record. NCBI's taxonomy places the organism in Eukaryota, Metazoa, Chordata, Actinopteri, Cypriniformes, Cyprinidae.